This is a messenger RNA of Sporothrix schenckii 1099-18, 447 nucleotides long. Its product is annotated as large subunit ribosomal protein L24e. The transcript has 3 exons. Gene Ontology annotation, biological process: cytoplasmic translation. The coding region runs from base 1 to 447 and encodes 148 amino acids. NCBI's taxonomy places the organism in Eukaryota, Fungi, Ascomycota, Sordariomycetes, Ophiostomatales, Ophiostomataceae. The record is from RefSeq and is a predicted model, not a curated record. Gene Ontology annotation, cellular component: cytosolic large ribosomal subunit. Gene Ontology annotation, molecular function: structural constituent of ribosome; mRNA binding.
AUGACUGAAUACGGUAAGCUCUUCGUCCGUGGCGACAGCAAGAUCUUCCGUUUCCAGAACGGCAAGUCCGAGUCUCUGUUCCUGCAGCGCAAGAACCCCCGCCGCAUCUCCUGGACUGUUCUGUUCCGUCGCCAGCACCGCAAGGGUAUCUCUGAGGAGGUUGCCAAGAAGCGCUCUCGCCGGACAGUCAAGUCUCAGCGUGCUAUCGUGGGUGCUUCUCUCGAUGUGAUCAAGGAGCGCCGGUCUAUGCGCCCCGAGGCGCGUGCUGCCCAGCGCGCCGCCCACCUGUCGGACAUCAAGUCCAAGAAGGCCGAGGCUGAGAAGGUGAAGAAGGCCGAGAAGGCCAAGAAGGCUUCCGCUGCCGCCAAGGGCCAGGCCCAGCGCAGCAUCCAGAGCAAGCAGGGUAGCAAGGGUGCGCAGACGCGGGUGGCCCCUAACACCCGUUAA